Messenger RNA from Pochonia chlamydosporia 170, 1065 nucleotides. Its product is annotated as mitochondrial import receptor subunit tom-40. NCBI's taxonomy places the organism in Eukaryota, Fungi, Ascomycota, Sordariomycetes, Hypocreales, Clavicipitaceae. Gene Ontology annotation, molecular function: transmembrane protein transporter activity. The transcript is spliced from 3 exons. Gene Ontology annotation, biological process: protein import into mitochondrial matrix. The record is from RefSeq and is a predicted model, not a curated record. The coding region runs from base 1 to 1065 and encodes 354 amino acids. Gene Ontology annotation, cellular component: mitochondrial outer membrane translocase complex; mitochondrial outer membrane.
AUGGCUGCUCAAAUAGAAUCGAUACGCUCUCUGCUCCUGUCUAACCCGGUCGCCGCUGCGAUUGGCGAUGCGCUCAAUUCCUUCUCUGAGCGCAGAGCAAAGCUCGGCCUCUCCAACCCCGGCAACAUGGAGAACUUGUCCAAGGAGGUCCAGCGCGAUGUCCUGCUCAACAACUACAUGUUCACUGGUGUCCGCGCCGACCUGACCAAGAUCUUCAGCAUGGCCCCUCUCUUUCAGGUCUCUCACCAAUUCGCCAUGGGCGAGCGUAUCAACCCAUACACAUUUGCCGCCAUGUACGGAACUGGCAAGGUGUUCUGCCAAGGAAACGUAGACAACGAAGGUUCCCUCUCUGGACGAUUCAACUUUAGAUGGACCGACAAGCUCGUGUCCAAGUCUCAGCUUUCCAUCUCCCCUGGUGGUCAAGAUAUGGCGCAGUUCGAACACGAAUACAACGGUGACGACUUCAACGCAUCUCUCAAGAUGCUCAACCCUUCUUUCCUUGAGGGUGGCAUGACCGGUAUCUACAUCGGAAGCUAUUUGCAAUCGGUUACCCCUAGACUCGCUCUUGGUAUGGAGACUCUGUGGCAGCGACCUGCUCUGACCCAGGGACCCGAAUGCGCCGUCUCUUACUGUGCCCGAUACAAGGCUGAGGAUUGGAUCGCUACCGCUCAAUUGCAGACCGCUAUGGGAACCUUGAACACCUCGUACUGGCGAAGACUCUCUGACAAGGUUCAAGCCGGCGUUGACCUGAGCCUCGGCCUCGUUCCCUCGCCCGGUGGCUUGAUGGGCGGUGGUAUUCAGAAGGAGGGUGUCACCACCAUCGGUGCCAAGUACGACUUCCGCAUGUCCACUUUCCGCGCGCAGGUUGACUCCAAGGGCAAGCUGAGCUGCUUGUUGGAGAAGCGUGUCGCUCCUCCGGUCAUGAUGACCUUUGCCGCUGACAUUGACCACUUCACGCAACAAGCCAAGCUUGGCUUGGGUGUCUCCAUAGAGGCCGCCCCUGAAGAGUUGCAAGACCAGCAGGAGGCUCUUGGUGCCCAGACUCCUCCCAAUAUCCCCUUCUAA